AUGGAGGUAGUGCGCAACAGCGUUGAAAAGUUCGAAAUAUUCUCACAGACAGUGGAUUUAGAAACACCAUGCGAAUCGGCUCAACCAAAGUGGCUUUCAAGAUCAUGCAGUGGACGGGACAGAUUUGGUCCCUUCCAUCUCAGUGACUGUUCUUGGCUCACUCCUCAUCCUGUAAAUCCCCUCACAGAAGGACAAUAUGCCAACAACUGCUCCAAUGACAAAAAGUUACUUGAUUGUACAUAUAAAGUUGGACAUAUCUUUCAAAAAUGUUACUUGCUAUCCACAGAAAAAGCUGCUAAUGUUUACUAUCAAGAGUUUGAUGUACUGGUUGGAUUUCCUGUAGAGCUUUGUCAAUACCUGCCUAGUGUCAAUUACAGACCUGAUGUACAAAGGCAUAUUUGCUUUUGCGCUGUCGUUCUUGUGUCACUGAGAGAUAUUAAUGUUGGUGAAGAGUUGUUCUCUAACUACUAUACAAUUGUGCAUUUAACCCUCCUAUGGUAUUCGGUCAUUUUUGACCGAAAAACAUUUUUCAAAUGUAAUAGAAAUGGUUUCCUUUAUAUGAGCAGCACAAGACUUGGUGACUUUUACUCCAUCUGAACAUACAAAAAAAAACAAAUGUGGGCUUGAUUCGAUAAGUCUAAGAGGUCGUUAAAAACAAAGCAAAACCUUUGGUAUUUGUGGUCAAAAUUGACCGACCAUUGAAAAUGAAUGGGAAAGACCAAAAAACAGAGGAAUUGUUUUUUUGAUCUGUCAGAUACAAUCAGUAAAUCAGCCACAAUGCAGAAAAAAACUGACAUAAAUUACAGGGUGAGACUCUAAAACAUCCUCAGUGCAAAACAUACACAUCCACGCACACAAAGAAUGAACUGGUGAGACUUUAACGUGCUUUUUUUGUUUUACAUUUGUCAAAUAAAAUAAAUCAGCCACAAUGCAGAACACACACACACAGAAUCAGGGCAUCAAUAAAUGGAGCUCUACAGCCAUCUUUUGCUCAUUGUUGGCAUUACAAGUCAU
Molecule: messenger RNA, 1014 nt
Organism: Myxocyprinus asiaticus (Chinese sucker)
Lineage: Eukaryota; Metazoa; Chordata; Actinopteri; Cypriniformes; Catostomidae
Product: SET domain-containing protein 9-like
Exons: 5
Coding region: 1-597 (198 amino acids)
Source: RefSeq, a predicted model, not a curated record